AUUGUUGGGUUAUGUUUGUUUGUUUAUUACUGGAAUGUCAAAGUUAUUUACGUAACAUACCCUUGCAUCUAAUCGGUGAAAACACUGUGACCACUUGUCCAGGACGCGCAAUGUUAAAAUUGACUCAACUACUGAGCAAACCGAACUGCUACUUUGUCUAUAAAAAUUCAGCUGUCGAACUUCAUACGACUCUGUCGGUACCAGCCGGUCACUCCAAGUGGGCAAAUAUAAAACAUAUUAAAGGUUUGAAGGAUGGACAGAGAUCACUGGAAUUCACAAGGCAAGCUCGCAAUAUUAAACUGGCCGUUCAAGAAGGUGGCGGUUCGACAAAUCCGGCUUUGAAUUCACUGUUGAGAACGGCAAUUGAGGCGGCUAGUAAAAAGAAUAUGCCAGGUGCUUCUAUUCAGGCAGUGCUUAAGAGAUGUUCAGGUCAGAAUAUGAAUGUCAAAAAGAGUAUCCUGGGGAUUCGGCAAGGCAAAGUGUUUCUGGUGGUAAUUCUGUACACCGACAAUUUGAUUAUGGCUAAGAAUCAGCUAAAUACAUUAUUAAGGAAAUCGGCUGCGGCAUGUACCGACACGGUACACAUGUUCGACAAUAAAGGAAUUAUAGAAGUGGUUGGCAAUGAAAAACUUGAUGCAAAGACUCCCGACGAACUGGAAGAAAUUGCUACUGAACAUGCUAUUGAAUGUGGAGCCGAAGAACUAGAAGUCAUUGAUGCGAAUACGAGGCAUUUGACGUUUAUUUGCGACCCAGACGAAAUGGAACGAGUGAAACAAAAACUGUCCGCGAUGGGAUACAAUGUUGAGUUCAGUGAACAUGUUUUCAUACCAAAUAAUCCCAUCACCCUGAGUCAAGCGGAACAGGAAGUCUACGACAAAUUUAAGGAUAAGCUGAAAACAUACGACGGAGUGGAUUCGAUUUAUGAUAAUUUGAACAUUGAAGAUUAGUCGAAAUAAAAUUUGAAUUCAUUU
This is a messenger RNA of Bradysia coprophila, 971 nucleotides long. RefSeq names its product putative transcriptional regulatory protein TTE1135. The record is from RefSeq and is a predicted model, not a curated record. NCBI's taxonomy places the organism in Eukaryota, Metazoa, Arthropoda, Insecta, Diptera, Sciaridae. Gene Ontology annotation, cellular component: mitochondrion.